Molecule: messenger RNA, 1647 nt
Organism: Polyodon spathula (Mississippi paddlefish)
Lineage: Eukaryota; Metazoa; Chordata; Actinopteri; Acipenseriformes; Polyodontidae
Product: histone H1-like
Exons: 1
Coding region: 606-1208 (200 amino acids)
Biological process (GO): nucleosome assembly
Cellular component (GO): nucleosome
Molecular function (GO): DNA binding; structural constituent of chromatin
Source: RefSeq, a predicted model, not a curated record
UCACGGAUAACGAGAAAUAAUAAAAUUCAACAAAGAAAUUCUCCCAAUCGAUUUUAAUUAGAUGUGCCUGUAGUGUGUUAACCACACCUAACAGAAAGGCGAUUAAAUGUCCAGUUUUACAAACCUCACGCUUCAAAAGCAUUAAAUUGUGUUUGACUAGCCUUCUGGUCUGUGAAACGAUUCAUACAGUUACUUUAAACAAUAAAUUCAUCAUUUUAUAUAAAGCAAAUAGAGCCAAGUACUGAGCGAGCAGUUUGUUUUGGCUGAAAGAGAUUGAUGUUUUGGUCACCUCAAUUAAACAUGCACUACAUUUAAUGUUUAAAUAACAAGCUAUAUUGUAAACGCAGCCCUUCUCUUUUGUUACCAUUGGUUAUUUGUCUAUAUUUGUUCUUAUUUCGCUAUUAAAUUGUAUAUGGCGUGCACGUAGAAAACACAAGACAGAUCGUUCUCAAAAUGAGUGUGCUGCCUGUGGGUCGAUUGAGUCUGCACGGUUCUCACCGUUUUGAUAAGUUCCGCUCUCUGGCUUUCUGCUCACACUGUCAGGCAGAAGAGUCAGGAAUUUCUCGUUGCUAUUAGUUAGUUAUCACCUUGUUGAAAAUCUUAGAAUGGCAGAAACUGCUCCAGCACCAACCGCUCCUGCUCCGGUUAAAGCUCCCAUGAAGAAGACCGCAGCAAAGCCCAAGAAAUCGGGUCCCAGCGUGUCAGAGCUGAUCGUCAAGGCUGUGUCUGCCUCCAAGGAGCGCAGCGGGCUGUCAGUGGCGGCGCUCAAGAAGAUCCUGCAGGCCGGAGGCUACGAUGUGGAGAAGAACAACUCCCACGUCAACAGGGCGCUCAAGAGCCUGGUGACCAAGGAGACCCUGCUACAGACAAAGGGCACCGGCGCCUCGGGCUCCUUCAAGCUUAACAAAAAAGUAGCUGAAGCCAAGGAGAAGGCGGCAGCUCCCAAGAAACCAGCGGCAAAGAAAGCGGUUGUUAAGAAAACGACGAAAAAAGUUUCGGCAAAAAAAGCAGCAACGCCCAAAAAAUCUCCUAAGAAAGCGAAGAAACCGAAAGCUGCAAAGAAGCCACCCAAGAGCCCGAAGAAAGCGGCUGCCAAGCCUAAAAAGGUCGCAAAGAGUCCGAAGAAAGCGAAGGCAGCGCCUAAACCUAAAAGGGUAAUCAAGGCAGCUAAACCUGCAGCGAAGAAGGCGGCGCCUAAAAAGAAGUAAACAGUAAAAGCGACGAUGCGACAUUGAAACCAAAGGCUCUUUUCAGAGCCAACACACCUUUCUAAGAGCCGAUUUUCCUUCUAUACAGUCAACUUACCACUGCUGCGGUAUUUUAGCACGCAGUUAAGAGUAUUACAUUACACCGAGUCGAUCGAUACCUUAAAUAUAAUCAAGAAAUUAAUUAGGCAUGUGAACGUUUCGUUCCUCUCAUCAGAUUGCAGUUUGUCUAAAUAUGGCCUCUUCAGCGAAGUAAUACUCACCCCAUUAUAUUUGAUAGUGCUACAAGAAUAGCAUGUUGGGACGAAAAUGCAAAGCCUUCUAUUGUAUUUAGAGAACAUAUUCAAAUUACUAAAUGUAUCAGACAACGGAUAUUGGAAUAUAACACUUUCAGAGAAGUGGGUGGCUCUUAAAAGAGCCUUUGGGUUUCAGUGUUGUUGUU